ACUGGCAACAUAUUUUACUAAAACGUCAAAACUAUAACUGCGGGAUUUACCAAUUUAAUUAAUUUGAAGAUAAAUCUUAGAAAUUAUAUAUAUUUUCUACUGUUUAUUGCUACCUAGUAUUGUUUUGUUUUUAAAAAUUGAUCAUUUGAUAAUUAUUGACAAAGUGUAAUAUAAAAAGUAUGCUUAGGAUAGCGCAAGAAGGAUACUAGUGUACAAAGCAAAGUGUCGUAAGAUUAUUGUGAAAACCAUUCGAAUUGUUUGUUAUAAUUGCAUUUCCUGCUGAAGAAUGGACGAAGGCGAGACGAAACCUUGCGAUAACUGCAAGCGCGACAUCCCGCGCGAGAACUUCACGACGCACGCGCUGCACUGCGCGCGCAACAUCCGCGUGUGCGGCGCCUGCAAGGAGCCCGUGCCGCUGGCCGACCUGCCCGCGCACCACGACCGGAUGCACAAGCUGCAGCCGUGCGCGCAGUGCGGCGAGCGCGUGUGCGGCGCCGACCUGGAGGACCACGUGCGCGACUCGUGCGCGCACACGCCGGCCGGCUGCCGCUACUGCGAGCUGGAGCUGCGGCGCGGCGCGCUGCCGGCGCACGAGCGCUACUGCGGCGCGCGCACGGAGCGCUGCGCGCAGUGCGGCGCGUGGGUCAUGCACAAGUACCGCCAGCUGCACCUCGACUCCAACCACGGCUUCGUGCGCCUCAGCGACGAUCCUGUGCCAACUGAAAACGCCAUCAAAACUACAAAUGUGCCAAAACCGGCGUCUUCCAAUUUCAAUUCGUCCAAACGUGAUCUCAGUCUUCCGAAGGCCAAUCUCGACCGUCCGCAAACUGAGAUACGAUACUUUUCCGCCACCGCCUUACCGAAUCCCAAUACUUGCAUAGCUCAAAACACAUCGGACUCCUUUACUACAAGCACUUCUAAACUGCAAAACGCUCCCACCGUUGCACCCGGCCCUUCAAGAUCUCCACCGCAGCAGGCUUCUUCCACUCCUAAUAAUUCUAAUGCGUCAAGAUCUGAAACAAAUGGUUCAAUGUCAGGCGUUGCGAACCCCGGCAGACUAGCGCCUGCGCCAAUGACCGAUUGGGCCAACCUCAGUGAACAAAAAAACGCUCCAAAGACCAAUGCGGCAACACAUGACAGGAAUACGAAUUCUAUCUCCAGUAUUGGUCCAUGCACGUCGGAUUCGAGUGGUAUCGCCGAUGGGUUAGGCUCUGUUAGCCAAAAUGGGGCAGUUCCUCGUGCGAAGAGAAGCAACCAUCAGCCUCAAGUGAACACUGCCUCUGCUGCGGUGCCUGAUAAAGUCAACAAGAAUCUUUGGGCGGGCAAGAAGCGCGCCGCGCCGCCGCCGCCCGACGCGCGGCGCGAGCGCGGCCUGCGGAGCGCGCUGCGGCGCCAGCGGGACGAGGACGCGCGGCGCCGCGACCAGGCGGCGCACAACCUCUCCGGCGGUACCCCGCACGCAGUACGCGCAAUGGCCCCAACGGACCUGUCCCCAGGCCUGCCGCCCGAGCUGAGCGCGGCCGCCAAGCUGGACAAGCUCCGCUACAUGGACGCGCUGCAGAGCGGGAGCACCGGCGACGCGGACUACGAGAACACGCUCCAGGGCAGGGUGUGGCGCGGCGCGGACCCGGCGCCCGACAACCACGUGCUGGGCGCCGGUCCCCAGGACUGCGCGGCGCCGGAUCUGACGGGUAACGCAGAGCCAGAAAGAGUGAUGGAAAAUUCUUAUACUGAUUGUUCAACACGUUCCAUGAAAUUGUCAAUUUUUAAGAGUAGCAACUUUUCCAAUCAUCGUAUUCGGCCGAAUCCGGCGCGUUGCCGGAAGCGGUACAAGGGAGUGAUGAGUGUUGUGGCCGCAGCGGGCUCGCUGCGCGCGCUGCGGCCGAUGUCGGGCGACGCCUUCGCGCGCCGCCUCGCCGCGCUGCAGCUGCGCGACGACCGCUUCGGACAGAUCAAGCGCUCGCUGCGGGAGCUGCGCCGCGGCCUCGGAGAGGUCACAGCCCCGUACCAUUCCGCCGUCAACGAUGACUCCACUCCGAACGAGGAGCGGCUGCCGUGCGAGUUCUGCGCCGCGCUGCAACCGCGACACCUGCUCGUGCUGCACCAGACGGGGUGUCGGCCGGACCUGACGCAGUUCCGACCGAAGUCCCGCUCAGAGUCCCGCAGCGCGUCCCGGGCCGAGUCCCGCAGCCCGUCGCCGUCGCCCGUGAUCCCGUGCGAGUUCUGCACGGCGCCGCUGCCCGUGUACCUCAUCAGCGAGCACCAGGAGCGCUGCGGGCGGGACGCCAACCUGCUGUUCCCCGACUGACGCGACACGUUUCAGCGUUACAACGCCACCGGAGCGCGGCCGCACCUCAACACUGCAAUUACCUAACAUUUACUGAGUGCGCCAAGCGAGCUCUAAGCCUUCAUGUUCAAAGUGCGCUGAAUCCGUCAUCUGUUGUUUGUCAUAGCGUUAUAACUUAUUAAUUAUUAAGUAUAGUCACAUUAAAAUCACAAAUUUUAUGUUAAUGUAUGGCUGAAAGCCGCAAAUUAUGUUAUUCUUUAUUCUUUAUUUUUGUAAUCCACGUCAAUAUAAUUGAUGAUUUUCAUUUGACUAUUGAAGAAGUAACCGUCUUAUAAGAAUCUUGUAAUUUAAAAUUGGCCGCUAUCCCUGCAUCUAAAAUCUACAUCAACUCUACAUCAAAUACAAUUACAGUUAAAUUAGAAAAGAUAAAUAUAGAAAGAUUUGAAAUAUAAAAUAAUGAGUUGAUUCCGCGCAGUAGUGUUUUCCUCGUAGGCGCAUCGCGCAGUGGCUGGACGCUUGAUGCGGACAGGUACAGGUAGCUGCCACGUUUUCUUACUUGCUUCCUAAUAUAAAUAAUAAAAAUCUUUUUAUACCUUUUAGGGUGAAAUAGGAAAAUGCAAUUAUUCGUAUUUUUUGGACACACUGGUUCUCAUAUUAUUUAUUUAAAACAUUCGUUACCCUAAUGAGUAAUGAAAAGAUUGUGUACAUGAUAGGUUCAAACGCCCAGGAUUUUUUAUUUAUUUAUUAAAACUACUAAAAUCUAUCCCACAGGUUUCCCUAAUGCGAUGGACAAGCUUACUAACUACUAUAUACUAAACCGUUCACUGCUGCCUUCGUGAACGCUGAUCAUGUAACUUUUUGUGUUUUAAUGUUAUAAACAGUGUAAUCCUCAUUCUAUCAUUAGAAACGACUCGUUAUAGCAAUACUGAAGUCAAAGCAAAGUUGGUAGCAAAGGGCCAGAGUUUCAAAUAAUCCGUUCACACACGAAUCGAUUGAUCAUUCAAUUAGCAACAUAACGUCGGACAUCGCAUAACGGAAAGCCAAAUAUGAUAAAACCCCAAUCAGAAUGAGACAAGUUCGAUCGUUAUCACGAUGAGACCUGUGCACCAAAUACGAUUAGUGAAUUAUGUAGAACAGAAUAUGUAUUUAAAUGAAAUAAUGUAUCGAUAUCACGAAUGUCUAUUCCGUUUCAUUUGCGUUAUAUAAAUGGAAUGUAAAAGUCAUUGGCUAACAUCUUUUGUCACACAAAUGUGUGACCAAAUGUUUGCUGCAGCGCGGGUUCUCGAUUUAUUUGCCAUUCCCGGAACAAGGGCGGCCACCUUCUGGGAAAGGCUUAGACGCAGCACCGAUACCAUCCUUUGCGCUUCUACUGAGGUCGAGGGUAGCUACAAUAAUUUUAGGUUUUAAGUUAGCUUUUUCACAUCUUUAUUAUCGUUAUUAUUUUUUUCUAUCAUUUAAUUAUUAAAAUCUAAACUAUAUCAAUAAAAACAACACUAUUAAAAAUGUAUAGAAAAAAAAGUAGUUUAUCUUAUUAGUUUAUCUUUAUUAUUAUUUUACUUGAAAUCGAAUCUUUUCUGUGAGACCAUAACCUGAAAAUAUUCUUGCAUCGUGAAGCAAAUCUUCUGUAGGAUCAAUUGAUGACAAAGCUAAAGAGUUCGGAACAUGUUCCCUUACUUUGGCGUUUUGCAAAGAACUCUUGAAAACGUGCAUAGUUAUGUCGGUUGCGUCGCUGGGUGAGUAAGCGUAGUGAGCUAAGUACGCACUAUAUUUCCAGCUGGGAGCGGCCUGUUGCACAGCAACGGCCGACGAUAGUGUAGGACGAUGGUGCUGCGACUAGUUUAGUUGGAACCCGCGAAGCAAGAACAUGUAGAUAGGAAAAAUUAUAUUCUAGUUGUUAGUGAAUUUGUUUAACCUUUGCGGAGGUGCUGCAGACAUCAGGCUGUAUGUGUAUAAUCGCGAGCGAGGCCUCAGCUAUUUCAAACCUGUAUUAUUUCAGAAUUAUAAUGCUUAUUUUUGAGACUUCAACUAACAUGUUCUAUAAAAUAUAAUUUUGUCAAUUAUAACUAUAAACUAUCAUUAAAGCGAUAGUAGGAAGCCCCAGAUAACUUUACUUGCCACCAGUGCGGAAAUCUUCGCAUCGCAUCUUUCCAACGCUUGGCAUUCCAAGCGAGUGGUCUCUUCCACUUACACCCUGUAAGACUGUUCUGUUCUUUGAAAUUGAAACCGCCUUUGUACAUCCGGCCGGAUUGACGUUUUUAAUUCAAGAAUAAAAUCGGUUUUAUUUGUAAAACGUUUUUUUGUUCCAUUAUUCUGACUCUAGUGCAUCCUUUGAUUAACUAAACAUGUAAGUAUCUGUCCAUUUUUAUCCACGGAAACGGAGAGAUCAAGUCAGGAAAUGGUGCCAAUUCUGUUAGUCAGAAAUCUCAAAACUAAGACAAAAAUUAACAGUGGUAUUUUUAGAAAACGAUACAACAAUUUUUAAGUGUAAAAUUUAUUUUACAAAAGAAUUAGCAUCUUUUUGGUGCGUCCGUUUGAGUCCGAUGACAACUGUCCUAUGUCUUCGGCUGCCGCCACAUCCUAGUAAUCCUUACCAGUUGCAAAAGUGUCGGAAUCCCACGCGACAGUCUAAUUACUACCAGGACAAGGUUCCUAACUUCUUGAAUAUGCUAUAAGUUAGUAGGCCACCGACGUAGCUGGAGAAGUUGGUUUUAGUUUUGUGCUCUUAAUUUUUUUCAAUUUACGACUUGAGGAUGUAUAGCGAUAACCUCCGCAAGUGAUUAAAAUAUAUUUUAUGGAUUUUUUUAACUAUUGUGAUUAUGAAUCGAUUUAUUAUUGUUAGUGAAGUAGGAGAAAUUGUAUACUUGUAC
Messenger RNA from Pararge aegeria (speckled wood butterfly), 5154 nucleotides. RefSeq lists its product as uncharacterized. The coding region runs from base 287 to 2308 and encodes 673 amino acids. Gene Ontology annotation, molecular function: zinc ion binding. The record is from RefSeq and is a predicted model, not a curated record. Lineage: Eukaryota; Metazoa; Arthropoda; Insecta; Lepidoptera; Nymphalidae. The transcript is spliced from 11 exons.